GCACAGAGCUGGGCUAGUGCGCGGCGGGUGAGAAACGGUCCCCCGUGGCUUCUCUAGGGCACCACGCGGUACCUCACCCUUCUGCGCCCCUGGGGCCAGGACGCUCGCUGCAGCACUUUCUCUCAGAUGCAGAGCAAAACAGAGGCACCCUUGCCUGCUGCACACUGUCUUUCACCGUGGACGAGGUCGCCUGCAGAUCCGGGCUGGACCGUAUGGGCUGCCCAGUGGAGCUUCAUGAAUCCCUGACUCUCCUCAUGCAGCUCCAGUCCAGUCAGCCCUCCCUCUGCUGGAGCCCAAGGUUCAAGCUAACCUGUGCCGGAUCCUUCCUAUCUUUCUUCUUGUCAAGGAGCCCAGGUGUAAUGAGAGACUGAACAGGAAAUUCCUGAUUGCUUGUUCUUAGAGGAGAGGCAUCUGUGUUCUCGUGAGGGUCCUUCCCUCGCUGGGACAGUCGCCAACUGAAGUAGACUGUGGGUGAGGAAAAUUUGAUUUUUUAAAAAGCCUAUGGGACAUAACACCAUUGCUAGAAACCUGGUAAAACUCAGAAAACUGACUCCAUAAGAGGCACUCUACGUGGGCACAGGAGGUUACUUGGAAUCAAAGAACUCAAUGAGCCAAACUUUCUUUAAUUUUAAAUGUGCUAUUCUCCAUUUAAAGAUGCCUUCGCAGUUCUGAUAAAUGCAAACUGAAAACUCACAAGGCCACGGCAGAGAUAAAAUCACUACUGCUGGAAACCUGGAAGACUGCCCUUAAGAAAGGAAAAUCCCCAAUUACUGUUUGAAAUGCUGAGGAAGUUGCUGAGGAGGAGACUUUUUUCUUAUCCCGCUAAAUAUUACUUCUUUUUUUUUGUAUUUUCCCUAGUCACCUUUUCUGUAUUAAGAAUUUAUCAAAAGCCUGAAUUUGUAAGCAUUGGACAUUUGGAUCUGGUUGGAGAAAAUCCUAAUAAUAAUAUUAAUUGCACCAAAGUUGUACAGGGUGAUGCACAUGAAAUUGAAAAGGUAAAGCUUGAGAUUCUGACAGUGCAAUUUGGAAAGCGUCCUCGGUGGACAACCUAUGACUAUAUAAACAUGACUAGUGAUUGUACUUCUUUCAUCAAGAGACGCAAAUAUAUUGUAGAACCUCUUAGUAAGGAAGAGGCAGAGUUUCCAAUAGCAUAUUCCAUAGUGGUUCAUCACAAAAUUGAAAUGCUUGAUAGGCUCCUGAGGGCCAUCUAUAUGCCUCAGAACUUCUAUUGCAUUCAUGUGGACAAAAAAUCAGAGGAUUCCUUUCUGGCUGCAGUGACUGGCAUCGCAUCCUGUUUUGAUAAUGUCUUUGUGGCCAGUCAGUUGGAGACUGUGGUGUAUGCAUCGUGGAGUCGGGUUCAGGCCGACCUCAACUGUAUGCAGGACCUCUACAGAAUGAGUGCAGACUGGAAGUAUUUGAUAAAUCUUUGUGGUAUGGAUUUUCCUAUUAAAACCAACCUGGAAAUUGUCAGGAAACUCAAGUUGUUAAUGGGAGAAAACAACCUAGAAACUGAGAGAAUGCCAUCGCAUAAAAAAGAGAGGUGGAAAAAGCAUUAUGCAGUCGUUGAUGGAAAGCUGACCAAUACGGGGACUGACAAAGUGCAACCUCCUCUCGAAACACCUCUGUUUUCAGGCAGUGCCUAUUUUGUGGUCAGCAGGAAGUAUGUGGAGUACGUGCUAAAGAAUGAAAAAAUCCAAAAGUUUAUGGAGUGGGCAAAAGACACAUACAGCCCGGAUGAGUAUCUCUGGGCCACUAUUCAGAGGAUCCCUGACGUCCCUGGCUCACUGUCCUUAAGCCAUAAGUAUGACAUGUCCGACAUGCAUGCAAUUGCUAGGUUUGUCAAGUGGCAGUACUUUGAAGGUGAUGUUACCAAGGGCGCUCCCUAUCCACCCUGCAAUGGUGUCCACGUGCGCGCUGUGUGUGUUUUUGGAGCCGGCGAUUUGAACUGGAUACUGCGCACGCAUCACUUGUUUGCCAAUAAGUUUGACAUGGACAUUGAUUUCUUUGCCAUCCAGUGUUUGGAUGAACAUCUGAGGCAUAAAGCCCUGGAGACCUUAAAACACUGACCAUUUAUUGUAGGCCAUUUUGGAAAUAAGAAGGCUACAGGAGAUGUAUCCUAUGUGAUUCGUCUGCUCUGUUAAUUAACAUCAGAAACACUGUAGGGGGUGCUCUUUGGAACGGGGACUCUUAGCUCUUCAUGUCAGAGAAGCUACAUGGUCUCUGAAGAGCACAGUUUGAAAGUUUAUGGCAUUAAAAGUUGACUUAGAGUUAAUGUGAGGCCAGGGCAGGUUUGCCAGGCUUUGUGGGGAGGGGUGGCCCAGGAGGCUAAAUGCAAAAACCAGCUCAGGGACUUAACAAAAUGAUAAGAUUUAACCUGUGCCAAAAUUACUUUGAGAGCGUUAAAUAUGACAGUUUUCCUGAUUCGAAUACAUUUAUAGCAACACCAAUCAUAAGGAUAUAAUUUAUAUUAUAGAUUAUAUUUGUUGAAUUAGAAAAUUGACAGUGAUUCUUAUGAAUAUAAUUUACUCUCUGCUGUAACAUUGUGCUGUGUAUUGUAUCUGUAUGUCAUCUCAGGGAACUUGAAAAAACGGGCUUGACUGAAUGAAAAUAUUUCUGAGUCAUUUUUGCUCUUACCAAUGUAUAUAUGUUUUACAGAACAAAACAAAAGGCAAAUUCUAGUUUUGUUGAUUCCAUGAAUCAUCUUAGGUUAUUAGAAAAGAUAUCUUAGGUUAUGAAAAAAGUUAAGGUAUCUUUGUUUAUUACUAUAGUUUCUACAGAGUAACACUCAAUUUUACAAAUAUGUAUCUUUCUACUCCUCUACGCCAUCUCCCCAGACCCUGCUAUCAAGCUAUAUAAAAACUUGUUUUAUUACCUCAUAGUACUGCCUCAGUUCUAUCAUAUGAUUCAAUUGACAGUAAUUCAUGUAGAGAAUUAAGACAGAAAGGGUGAAGUAGGUAUGGAUUGGGGAGGAGAAGGAGUCAUAUUUAGAAAAUUUCUGAGACCCAUGAUGAGUGUUAAGAACGAGAAGUGGGCACGAUGCCUAGAAAUGAAUGCUGUUGCUCUCUUUUGUUCAGCCUCCCAGAGUCUUGUGUCCUACUGUCCACCUGUGUCUCCAUUUGAAAGAAACUGGCUCCCGUUGUCCUUGCUUCUUCAUGUUACCUGCCCAUUGGUUGCUUAGCCCUUGGGUUGUAAGUUUCUCUCUCAGAACCUAUGAGGAAGGAAGAGGUGUUCCGUUGUUCUACAUGGUGUGCUUGAAGGCCUGGAGAUCUGAAAGGGACCAAUAGUUUUGGGGCAGAUUAUUUCAGCAUUGGUAUUAUUCACAGUACAUGGUUUUUACUCCACUUUAUCAUCAAAAGACAGAUAAUUUGAGGUUGUUAUACUCGUCUCAAAGUAAAUGAUUAAAAACAAACAAACAAACACCAAACUUGCUUUUGUUUUGCUGAGCUGAUACUGUUCAGCCAAAGAUCUAACAGGCACUGUGAAGCUUUAUCAUUUAGCUGAGACUUUAAACAAGAAUCAAAACCAUGUACUUUAUAAAGCAUAGCCAACUUAAAUAGGACAUAAGAAAUUCGUAAUAUCAGACAGUCUUCGGGCCUUCAACUGACAAAACAUUUGUAUUUCUCAAAGUUAGAAAACAUUUUCAUUUCAUGGUGUUGUGCUGACCCUCUCAAAGGAAAGUUUCACGUUUUUUAAACCUUGAUCAUGUGUAAACGUGCAAGUCAGUGGAUUGCUGUGUUUUGCAUGAUUUGAUAUGACAGCUUUGAAUACUCAAGUGAUGACAUCAGUGAGGGCAUUAUUUGCAUAGGGUUCCAUCUCUGUUCCUUUCUAACCUAGUUUGUUCUUUGAUUGCACGUCAAAUGUUUCUCUCAUUCCCUUUCAGCAGAAAGGUUUUACCUAUAAGACAGGGCUUUAAAACAAAACAAAACUCUAAAACCAGUAAUAUUCGGUUACACAUACUUUGCGUCUGUGUCUUGUAUUUUUACUUCAUUCAUGAUGUCUUGUUUUAUGAUUUUUUUUUUUUUACUUAAAAUUUUUUCAUAUUAAUAGGAAAGUUAAAAGCAACCGUACAGGGCACCAAAAAGGUUGUGGGUUCAGUUCCUGGUUGGGGCACAAACCUAGGUUGUGGGCUCGAUCCCUGGCUGGGGCAUGUACAGGAGGCAACUGAUCAAUGUUUCUCUCUCCCCCUUCCUCUCUCUCUCAAGUCAGUAAACAUUUCCUCAUGUGAGGAUUAAAAAGAAAAAAGCAGUAGUACAGGGAAUACCAUAUAACCCUCACCUGGAGCCACUGGUUGUUAAUAUAGUGUCCCCUUUGCUUUAAAUUGUAUAGAUAGUUUGAAUUUAGCAAAAUUAAAAAUUUUUAAAGUUUUAAAUGUACAAAUAUCCAAAGGUAUCACUCAUUUCAACACUCUUAGUGUAGAAUGAUUGUAUCUGAUUUACAUUUAAAUUGGCACGUUUUGAGGGAUUUUCUCCACCCCAGGUAUAAAAAUAGGAUUUUAGAGUCUGUUUCUCCAAACCCAACGCUAAAACUGCAGCUGUGGAACCUCAUCUUUCUUGAAUCGUACUUGUUGAGAUGUAUCUGAACAUUCUUCUGUUGCUAAAGACUGUUAAAGAGAUUGUGCAGAAUUUGUUUAUCGGGACUCUUACUUUAAUACCUUCGGCUUAACCUAAAGCAAAUGAAAUGUAUAUGACCAGGGCAAGCAAUUUGAAGACUCAAAAAGUUGGUUUCAAAAGGAAGCCCAGACUUACAUU
Molossus molossus (Pallas's mastiff bat) is the source of this 4748-nucleotide messenger RNA. RefSeq names its product glucosaminyl (N-acetyl) transferase 1 (gene GCNT1). The transcript is spliced from 7 exons. The record is from RefSeq and is a predicted model, not a curated record. Bases 780 to 2066 code for a protein of 428 amino acids. Gene Ontology annotation, cellular component: membrane. NCBI's taxonomy places the organism in Eukaryota, Metazoa, Chordata, Mammalia, Chiroptera, Molossidae. Gene Ontology annotation, molecular function: beta-1,3-galactosyl-O-glycosyl-glycoprotein beta-1,6-N-acetylglucosaminyltransferase activity.